AUGACAGAAUCAUACCCUCCUCCCAGCUAUAGCCCGGAUGAUUACAACUCCUUCUUACCACCAUACUAUCCGUCUUCAACAGGCACUUACACAACUACAAUCACAGCGGAAUCCUUCUCGCCAAAUCAAUCCGCCUACGAAACACAGUCCCCCUACGCCAGCCAAUUCUCCCAGUUUCCCCCAGAAGCAUCGAAAAACAUCAUCGAUGCAUAUGCCUAUACCGUUCCCGCUGAACUCUACACCUACGCCUACCUCCCCCCUCAACCUCUGUACCUCGACCAGCCCGCCUUCCCUUGGGCAGAGGCAACCCCGCACCCCAGCCCAGACGCACCAUUCUCCAAACCAGCCUCCCCGCUCGCCACCGACUCACCCCAAACAAACACCAUCAAACGCCAACGCUACCUCCACAAGAACCGCGUGGCGGCGACGAAAUGCCGCUCCAAGAAAAAGCAGUACAUCCAGCAACUGCAAUCCCGCUUCGAGGCCCUAUCGCUUGCGAAACGCGAGCUGCAGUACCAGGUGCAGACGCUGCGGGAUGCAUUGCUCUCGCUGAAGGAGGAGUUGGUGCGGCAUGCAAGGUGUGGGGAUGGGCCGAUUACGAGUUAUAUCGAGAAGAGGAGGGCGCGGUGUACUUGAUUCCGUUUCUUCUGUGGAUGUGGAAAGGAAGGGAAGAAAAGAAAAGUGCUUGGUGUAUUAAAAAGCUGGGCGCUUUUGUGUUUUAUGGCAUGGUGGUGAUUUGAUGGGUGGAUUUUGUGGGGGUUUUGUACGGUACUCGUUGCAUAUAGGGUCAAUAUACUGGAUUGUAUCGUU
Molecule: messenger RNA, 810 nt
Organism: Aspergillus novofumigatus IBT 16806
Lineage: Eukaryota; Fungi; Ascomycota; Eurotiomycetes; Eurotiales; Aspergillaceae
Gene: atfD
Product: bZIP transcription factor atfD
Exons: 2
Coding region: 1-636 (211 amino acids)
Biological process (GO): regulation of transcription by RNA polymerase II
Molecular function (GO): RNA polymerase II cis-regulatory region sequence-specific DNA binding; DNA-binding transcription factor activity, RNA polymerase II-specific
Source: RefSeq, a predicted model, not a curated record